This is a messenger RNA of Saxophila tyrrhenica, 774 nucleotides long. RefSeq names its product bifunctional glutathione transferase/peroxidase (gene GTT1). NCBI's taxonomy places the organism in Eukaryota, Fungi, Ascomycota, Dothideomycetes, Mycosphaerellales, Extremaceae. The transcript is spliced from 3 exons. The coding region runs from base 1 to 774 and encodes 257 amino acids. The record is from RefSeq and is a predicted model, not a curated record.
AUGGCUACAGACAACGGAGAGAAGCCCAAGGUCACGUUGUACUGGCUGAACGGCUCGCGUGCGCAGAGAAUUGUAUGGCUCCUCGAAGAAUGCACCGAUCUCGACUACAACAUCGAAGUCUUCAAACGCGGCGAAGAUAAGCUCGCUCCUGCAGAACUCAAGCAAAUCCAUCCUCUCGGAAAGUCACCAGUCAUCAAGGUCGAGGCUCCAGGAGCAGAACCUGUCAUCCUCGCUGAGUCGGGCACGAUGAUGGAGUAUCUCUCCGAGUACUUCGCCAGCCGCCUCAUCCCGAAGCGCUACCGAGAUGGUAUGGAGGGGAAGAUUGGAGGCGAGACCGAGCAAUGGCAGAGGUAUCGGUUCUAUAUGCAUUACGCCGAGGGUUCGUUGAUGAGUCCUCUUCUCAUGGCGCUAUUGCUGUCCUUCUCAGGCAUUCGCAACGCUCCAGUCCCAUUCUUCAUCAAGCCGAUCACUCGCAGCAUCGCCAACAACGUCGAGUCGUCAUUCUUGAACAAGCAGUUUGAGACGCACUUCGGCUUCCUCGAAUCGCAGCUCAAGUCUUCACCAGAAGGUGGCAACUACCUCUGCGGAAAGGACCUCACGACAGCAGACAUUCUCAUGUCCUUUCCCUUGAUCGCGGGCAAGACCAAGGUCGAUGCUAACCUAUAUCCGACACUUACUGCAUACACCAAGCUGCUGGAGAGUAACGAGGUGUAUCAGAGGAGCAUUAAGAAGAUCGAGGAGACCAGUGGGAUACCGUUCAAGGUUACGCCGUGA